Molecule: messenger RNA, 9710 nt
Organism: Synchiropus splendidus (mandarinfish)
Lineage: Eukaryota; Metazoa; Chordata; Actinopteri; Syngnathiformes; Callionymidae
Gene: tbc1d4
Product: TBC1 domain family, member 4
Exons: 24
Coding region: 730-4446 (1238 amino acids)
Source: RefSeq, a predicted model, not a curated record
ACUUAAAUCGGAUUAGAUAAAGAGCUGUUCUCAGUGGUGGUCUUCCGUUUUAUUUACGGUUUUGCUGUUGAAAUUCGAAGGAAAAGUUUAUGAGACGGAAUUUACUUCGUGUUGUCUCCUGUUGACACCGACCGAGUUUGGAGUCGGGGCAGACAGCCAUGAUACGGUGGGCGUGGGCUUGGCAACAGCAGUAAAAAGUUGGGUUCUCAAGGGGAAAUGUCGAGAAUAAAAGGUGAUUUUAUUCCCACAGAUGAAGGGGGGUUGUGCAGGGGGCAGCCCACCGGGCCCCGCCUGCGCUCAUCCUCGGAACGGCGUUUCCAGUGAUGUUCUUUUGGGGAGAGGUGGAGCUCUGUAGUCACGUUUCCACUCGGCGGCGCUCCCCCCGUUCAGCACAUGGGACGCGCGCACCGCCGCUCCGCCUCCAGGACGCGUCGAGAGGAACGGAAGCACAACAUUGGGAGCGCGUGCUGAGGGAAAACAGCAUUAUCUUCACUUGACUUACUCCAGAUUGCAGGAGACGUGGCAUGGUGCUUUCCAAAAAAAGGAUGUUUGGCGCGGAGUGAGGCGCAGCGCGUCAAAGAAAGCUGGACCGCGCGCGUGUUCAGCUCCGGAGCCACGUUGUCGCUGAUCCCAGGGAUGGAAAUGUGACUUGAAACUGGAAAGAGCUGCUGAACGAGGAGCGAUCAAAGGGGGAGGGAGGGUGCGGAGUCUCAAGUGCCACAAGUCGACAUGGAGAACCAGGACAAGAAGAAGUCCGACAGGAUGUUUGCGCUGACUUAUGUCGGCUGGUCCUCGCUCGACAGGCGGACCACGCUGCCCAUGCUGCCGUGGCUGGUGGCGGAGGUCCGGAGGAAGGGCGAGAGGGGCGACUGCGGACCUGCCGUGCAGCCCCGGGAGGUCCAGCUGGUCCUCAACCCGCCCUUCGUGCGCUGCGUCCCCUCCAGCAGCAGCAACUGCUCGGUCUUCAUAUUCGAGCACAAAGCGCAGCUCAUCUACCGCUUCGUCCACAACAGCAAUGACCUCACCUACUUCGCCUACCUGCUGCGGGGUCAGCCCGACAACCCCGAGUCCGAGAUGUCCUGUCACGUCUUCAAAGCGCGGGACCCCAACCAGGUCCCAGAGGUGAUCAGCAGCAUUCGCCAAGUUUCCAAAUCAGCACUGAAGGAAGACGCCAAACCAAAGCAGGAAGCUGAUGAGGCCUUUUAUAACUCCCAGAAGUAUGAAGUGCUUUAUCGUGGCACGGUGACCAUCGGGCAGAAGUCUGCCCCGUCCACGCUCAUCGACGACUGCGUGGAGAAGUUCCACCAGCACGAAAUCAAGAGAAAGAGGCUGCUGAACGGCCAGCGCGGCUCCACGGAGUCGGCGCCGGUGGACUUCUUCAUGGGGGCGGACGGCGAUCCGCUGUCAUCGGUUCUGAAUGAAAGCACGGAAGACUGCCUUGAGUUAGGUGACACGGUCAGUGGUGAAGUUAAAAGUCUGUCCAGCAGCUCCAGUCAGAGCAGCCUGAGGGGAGGUUUGCCCAAAUGCAUCCUGGAGGAUUCCGGCUUCGCGGAGCCGCAGGAGUUCCGCACCCGCUGCAGCAGCCUGGCCGGGAGCCUGCAGAGGAAGCCGGGGGACGGAGUCAUCUCGGACGCGACGCGACGCCGACACGCCAGCGCUCCCAACCACGUCCAGCCCUCAGACGCAGACAAGAACCGCACCAUGCUCUUCCAGGUGGGACGUUUCGAAGUCAACCUCAUCAGUCCUGACAGCAAGUCUGUGGUGCUGGAGAAGAAAUUCAAGGAGAUCUCGUCCUGCUGUCAGGGUAUCAAACAAACAGAUCACUUUGGGUUCAUCUGUCGGGACCAGAGUGAGUCCAGUUCCAACCAGUACGUGUGCUUUGUUUUCCAAUGUGCCAGUGAAUCUCUGGUGGACGAGGUCAUGCUGACCCUCAAGCAGGCUUUCAGCACGGCGGCUGCCUUGCAGAGCAACAAGACGCCGGUCCAGCUGUGUGAACUGUGCCCCAUGCAUGACUUGCACAAGCUCUGCGAGCGGAUAGAAGGCCUGUACCCCCCGAGAGCGAAGCUAGCCAUCCAAAAAUAUCUGUGCCAGCUGAGUGACAAUGAGCGGGCGGAGGUCUUCGAGAGAGUUCAGAAGCACAAGCCGACUUCUGAACAAGAGGAGAACGAGCUGGUCAUUUUCCAGCUGAGACACUUGUGUGAGGCCAAGCAGAAAACACACCUCCACAUCGGAGAGGCCGCCCAGAACGCAGGCAACAGCACGUCGGCAGGAGGAGACGGCUCCGCCAGCAGCAGUCGCUUCAAGCUGGAUAUUCUUAGAAACAAAGCUCGCAACUCCCUCACCAACUCGCUGGAGAACAUAUUUGCCAGGGGCGCGAGCCGGAUGCGUGGGCGCCUGGGAAGCAUGGGAAGCAUGAGCAGUUUCGAAAAACAGGAUGAGGAGUCGCCCGGACAUUCCCCUCCAGGAUCCCCUCCCGCUUUUCCUGAUGACGACCCGGAGGCCGGGCAGUUCCGCAGGCGCGCUCACACCUUCAGCCACCUCCCCGUGAAGAAGCGCAUCUCUUUUGACGGCCAGCAGGGGAAGCAGACUCCUCUGUACAGACAGCAAUCCGUGAACGCAGAGCUGCUCCAGAGCGGCCCUGUUGCCGCCUCAAGAACGCGCAGUGUUUCGGAGAGCCAAACCUUCAGCCUCCCCUCCUCCUUCUCCACUCCCACUUUCCUGAAAAGCUUUUAUCAGGGCUCCCUGGCAGACAGUGGAAGCCUCAAGAGUAAUGGCGAAGGCAGGAGCAGGACCCUGUCUGGAUGCAGCAGCGACUCUCUGAAUUUAGGGCCGCCCCUGACCCCACGCAGGGUCUCCUGGAGACAGAAGAUCUUCCUGCGAGUGGCCUCGCCCAUGAACAAGCCUGCCUCCUCCAUGCAGCAGCCAGAUGACCCGGACGCCAGGGAGCUGCUCCCCCUCUCCCCCCAUGCCUUGACUCCCAGCCUGGACGCGCUGGGGCAUCUGCUGCCCCAGGCAGGCGAGCACCUGUCGGGGGAGAGGCCGAAGAGAAGCGGGGCGGACUACCGGGCCCUGUGGAGAACCGCCAUCCGCCAGCAGAUUCUCCUGCUGCGCAUGGAGAAGGAGAACCAGCGUCUGGAGGAAGCGAGUCGCGAUGAGCUCCAUAUUCGAAAGAUGAAGCUGGACUAUGAGGAAGUGGGUCAGGACUCCAAAGACGCGCAAGGCUUGUGGGAGAGAAAGCUGUCAGCCCCGGGCAGAACCACGGUCCUGCAGGACAAGGAGGAGCUGUACCGAGCGCUCUGCCAAGGCGUUCCCAAAGGCAGGCGAGGGGAGGUCUGGCUGCUGUUCUCCCAUCAGCACCGGCUGCGACACAGACUGCCCAACCGCCAGCAGGCGCCCGACACUCACUACCAAGACCUGCUCAAGCAGCUGACGGCGCAGCAGCACGCCAUUCUGGUGGAUCUCGGUCGAACCUUCCCCACCCACCAGUACUUCUCGGCCCAGCUGGGCGCCGGACAGCUGUCCCUCUACAACCUCCUGAAGGCCUACUCCCUGCUGGACACAGAGGUGGGCUACUGCCAAGGAAUCAGCUUCGUGGCCGGAGUGCUGCUGCUGCACAUGAGCGAGGAGCAGGCCUUCGACAUGCUGAAGUUCCUCAUGUACGACCUGGGAAUCAGGCGGCAGUACAAGCCCGACAUGGUCUCCCUGCAGAUUCAGAUGUACCAGCUCUCCAGGCUGCUGCACGACUACCACCGCGACCUGUACAACCACUUUGAGGAGAACGAGAUCGGCCCCAGCCUCUAUGCCGCGCCAUGGUUCCUCACACUGUUCGCCUCGCAGUUCCCCCUCGGCUUCGUGUCGCGCAUCUUUGACUUCAUAUUCCUGCAGGGGACCGAAGUGAUCUUUAAAGUGGCCCUCUGUUUGCUGAGCUGCCAUGAGGGGGAGUUAGUGGAGUGCGACGGCUUCGAGAGCAUCGUGGACUACCUGAAAACAACACUUCCAGCUCUCACACAGGCACAGAUGGAGCAGACUAUUGCAAAGGUGACAGACAUGGACAUCUCCAAGCAGCUGCACACGUACGAGGUGGAGUAUCACGUCCUGCAGGACGAGAUGGUGGAAACGGCUCCGCUGCCCGACGACUCGGAGCGGCUGGACAAGCUGGAGAAGACCAACGCUCAGUUAAAGAAGCAGAACAUGGACCUGCUGGAGAAACUGCAGGCUGCCAGACAGAAGAUCCAAACGCUGGAGACCAGCGUGGAGAGCUUCCUUUCUCGAGAGAGCAAAAUGAAGCACGUGAUUCGCUCCCUGGAGCAGGAGAAGGCCGGCUACCAGAAGACCAUCGAGCGCAUGCGCUCCUGUGUUCCCGCCGACGCUCUGACAGAUGUGGAGAUGACCCAGAUCAAAACAGGACCCAAUGGGAAAGCCAAAACAGCAGCCAAGAAGCCCUGAUGGCGACCAGGGGAGCGUCUCUGGGCACGCGCUCCGGUGACUGAAGAAGGAGAAAAAACAUGAGUGUGAGCUGCAGAUUUAUCUGCCAGAACUUUGUCAGCGGAUAACUUUGUGGUUGGAGGGCACUUUCAGCCACAGUGGACACUUUCUCUGCCGCUCCGGAGGUGAGCAUCCCUCCGAGUUUUAAUUUUUUUGAUAAGGACACAAGUUUUGUACUUGAAGUCUGAGUGCUGCCUGCCUCUUGAAAUCACCACAAGCACUGCCUCGACACAGUGUUGUCACUCCCUGACCCGAGGGGCUCAAGGUAGCAGCCGUUGAGCAGGAGGACCAAACCUGGAUUGAGUCAUAACAAAUGCAGAUCAGUUCACCAAAACAGACACCAAAGUCAGCCUAUUGACUUAAAAAUGAACUGUGGCGCCUCGGUUUAUGAGAAUAACUCGCUUCGAAUGGACGUGGGCUUGUAACCUAAAGCGAUUAUGACCAAAGGAAAUAAUGGGCUCCAUGAAAUAUAGAGUCAACACCUUGUUUUUAGUCACAGGAUUACGUUCAGGACCUCGGUGGAGAACCUGUAACGCUGGUGGAGAACCAUGUGCCGUGUGUGUUGGUGCAGACAGUGGCAUGGUCUUUAACACCUUCACGCUUUUUAAACAUCUAUGAAACAUGCUGCCUUGACAAGUCAAGCCCGGGAACCAUCCUUCCUCUCAGGCCCUCGUAAACCGAGGUACCACUGGGUUACCCAAAAUACUUAAUUUAAUUUUUUUUUUUUUUUCAGUUAAAACAUUUUUGGACUAAUGAAUUGAGAAUUAACUGAGCUACCACAUUUAAUACAAGUAAAUUGUAUUUCAAAGGAGAGUAAUGUUUUGACCAACAUUCAGUUGGACUGCUCUCGAGUGUGGCCCCCCCCCCCCUUUGUUACCGUCUGUCUUAAACCACAAUCGUCUCAGGCUGAAAACAGAUGCCUUUUUUUCUCACUUGAAACGUCAGUGAAUGUAUACUCUCUCCUCCGGAGAGGCGUCCGUCAGCGUCGUGUCAGUCAGAGGAGGAAGUGUGUCUUCCAAACAGGAUGUGAGGUCGUCUGCCUUCUCAACUUCCUGUGUGACUGACCGCAGUGUCGCAAGACUGCAGCGGGGUCCCGGAGAGAGCCGAGGUGCGAAUGUAUGCUGCUUUUACAGAUGCAGGAAGUCGCUCAGCACAGUGGCUCUUGGAGCUGCAGCUCUCCACAUAUCUGACUUGAUGCAUGUGCAGUAAAGGCAAACCAAUGACUCUCUGCUUGUUAUUAUGGACACCAUCCUCAAUUUGGACAUUGAACUGCGUGAUGAAAGAGAGUUCACUUCAUGUGUGAGUGUCCCUGGCUCGGCCCACGACCUUGUUUACUCCCACCUCCUCGGCUGAAUCACCUAUUUCAGGUCUGAUUGAGAGCGCGACUGGGCUUUCAUCGCAUCAAAAACCCCAAGGCGACGUCUAUCUGCUCCGCUUGUCUGUCAGGCUUCCUGUCCUUGCGGUGCCACAAACUUUCAGCUCCCAUCUGAGUCAACGUUAUGAGCUUUUCUGAAACACCGGAAUGUAUUCUGUCGGAUUUGUUAAAUAUUUUCAAAUCCCCUCCUGCAGCUCCGGUUUACUUGUCAACUUUACUUGUUUUUUUUCUUUGUUUUGAUUAUCUGCAGUAUCGCUGCACCCGUGAACCAAAGCUGUUGGUUUUGAAAACGGAUGAAUGAGUGAAUAAAGAACUGAGCAAGUUCACUGCUUAACGCUGUGACGUGUGGAGUGAAUCUGCAUCUAGUUUCUGACUGUAAAGGUGAAUAUGGGCCUCAAAGGUUGUGGCUAAGGUAUUGACCCAUUUACUGGCAUCAAAAAAAUAUGCGAGCGUGGCUCUUAGUUCCAACAAACACUUGUUGGUUUUCAGAGCGAAACAUGUCUGGUGGUUACGUGGCCGGUUAUCAAGAACCAGCCCUCUAACCACCGACCAAUGUUCAACUGAACCCAAACAGUCUGUGCUCCUUUUAUCUUCUGUCAGUGUGAGUUUUUGUAGAUGAAAUUUGCCAUCUUUUAUAGGCAGCUCUCUCACGUUUCUUGACUGACAACUGUAGUCCACAUUCUUCUGUCGCUAAAAUACAUGUGGACCCAUUCAUACGUCGUCACUGUUGAGCAGUUUUUAUAUUAUAUUCAACGUUGCCUGUGGAUCUAGAUGCAGACGGAGCCUUCUGUCCGUGUUCUGCUAUCAUUUCGUCCAUAUUUCUGCACGUUUCCACAAAGCUUACGGAUAUGGAUCAAACCAAGCAGUACCACCGGAAACCAGGGGGGGCAGUGUGGCUCUUACCACCCGUAGCUCUAAUGGGACAUGAAGAAGACAACAAUCGUGGAAUUCUCCGAUAUAUUUAACUGCCUCACCGACCACCGCCUCCUACAACACUGCCCCCGUUUCCUCUUUUGUGCAAGAGGUACGAGAGCAAUACUUCUUCCACAGUCGCCAUGUUUGUUGUGGAGCCAGAAACUUUAGCCUAUGGGCUGCUCCCCCUGGUGGAUAUAUAGUCGAACAGCAGUAUCAACAUAUAGAACACAUGGAAGCAUGUGAUCAGUGAUGGUAACAUUGUUUAAAACGCAGGGGUGCAAUUUUGUACGUAAAGGGAGCAUAAAAGGGCCUUUAAAGUAACUCCAUCCUCAAAUGUGUACUUUAACAGGAAACAAGAAAACAAGACACAUCGUGACUUUGUCCAUAACCCCGUGAUUAACUACGUAACUAAAUUUGCAAAUGUGUUUUGAUAGUUGUUUAUAUUGAACUGUAUGCGAACGUGCGACCAGAUGUUUUUCUAUAUCAGAAAAGCAUUUUCUGCGUUUGCUCAUAAACAAACUGUACAAAUGAAUGAAGAGAUAAUUUUCGGCUGCGUUUAAUGUGGCUGUCAUGGCUGGCAUUUGAACACCAUGGUGCAGACAUAUACGCUUGCCGACCUUCUAUUCAUAAACACCCUUCAUAUUUGUGGCCUAGAUUCUACCAUGAGGCAGCGUUUACGGCAAACGCGGGUCCCUUUUUUGUGUUUUCUCCCUGUGCGUUCCUCAUGACACUCUGGUUUCCUCAAGGAGAAGAAAAUAUCCAGAGGUCAGGUGAUGGCUCUGUUCUCUCACUAGUCUAUGUGUCUGUCUGUUAGUGUCCUAUAAUGGACAGGAGACCCCGUCCUCCACCUCUAACCCCCUGGAACAGCUUUUUAACAACUGAGGUGUUGCUGCUGCACCUGAAGUCAAAAGUCUUCACUCUCAAGCCUUCUUUAUCCUAUACUUUGUGAGGAUGAGACAGUGAGGAGAUGAAACUGCCAGCAGCUAAGUGGUGGCUGUGAGUGAUAGCAGCUUGGAGACCCAGCAUUGUUUUCCUGGGAGGGUCUUGCCCAGAAAGGACUGUUGACUGUGGCAGCGAGCUGCAGCUACCAGGCCUGGAGCUUGUCAUGCAGAAGACACCAGGACGACGGCCAUCCAGGAGCCUAUCAGACACUAAACAAAGGAGGCCACAUUCCUUGUGUAUUCCCACACGAGAGCACAUCCUGCAGCGGGGGAAGAGCGGCACGCCGGGAAUCCGCUAGGGAUCGGCUGAGAACGACACUUCCUCUGCCCGAGGUCUUGUCAGCGAUGCUUGUCCCCCCCCUCCACCACUCAUGCUCCUCACCCCUCAGUGCUUCAGGACCCCCGGACUUCUCACUCUCCUUGUUGUCCCUUUGGAAUUGUGGCACUUGAUAUCAAUAAUAUCAUGGAGCAAUUGUUCACGACAUGGAACCGGAAGAGAUGUUGCGAACAGAAGAGGCAAAUAGCUUUUAACCUAUAAGUCUUCACCACUUCAGUGUGAAUCAAAAACUGUCUUCAGAAAGAGAUGUUCACUGAUACUUCCUCCAGUCACAGAGCACAACCUCCUCAUGUGUGUCCUGUAUGAGCCCAUAACACUACAGUUGGAUUGAGCUCAUUGGUCCACUAAAUGUAGGGCAAUUGCUAAAAAACAAAAUCAUGAUAUGGGUGGUGAGGAGCGGGAAUUUUGGAAGUGUGUGCUCUCUUGUGUGCCUUUAUUGUAUUAAUCUAUAUAAACAAAUCAAAACCCUAUGUUUGAGAAAUACAACUAUCCAACCUUUUCUGUUCAAACUCGUGGCCUGGUUAUGUAUAUUUUUCAGACACCAUUCUCAAAAAGAACUCCUUGCACUGAGGACCUUGCUCAAGCCCUUGAGCACCGGUUGCCACAGUAGAAAUUAGAAUUGUAAUAGGUUUGCAAAAUAUUUGCUGUUUUAGGACAAAUCUGAGUGACUCAAGAUGUUUCUAUAGGUCGAUACUCUGGUGUAUACUGGUCUAACCUAUUUUAAUCUAGUUUAAUUUUAAUUUUAAUUUUUUUUAAAUUUUAUUAUUAUUUUUUUUUCUGUGUGAUGCUCUUCCAGACUGCAUGCCCUUUCUUGCCUCUGUUGCUGCUGGAAAUGUAAAUUUCCUGGAGGGAGUCAUCCCAAAGGGAUCAAUAAAGUCUAGUCUAAGUCUAAGUCUAAGUCUAGUCUAUAGGAUUUGUGUCUGCAAAUUAGCUUGCAAAAUUUGGUGUCUAAAAUAACAUAAAAACCCAUUUAUGCUACUCUUUACGUACGAAAUUGUACCCUUUUCAAACGUUACUGCUUAAGAGUCAGACCCAGUCGCUGAAUUGUUGAUGGCUGACAGAAGGCUCAGGAGAACGAGAAUAGUUUAAAUGAUGUAUUAACAAUAGAAGAGUAGCACAAAGAUGAACAGGAACGGAGAAACCGUGGACGUCGGCACCAAAACACUGGAAAAAAACUCAGUUAACAGGCGAAUUAAUAACUCAAGCCUGACUGAGGGGGACAACGAAAAUGCACUUGGAAAUAAUUUAUAAAUAGAAAGCGCUCUGUGGUGGAAAAAAACACACUCGCGCGAGUAAAUAGCGGUAAUGGGACCAAAAAGUGAGUUUUACAAAACACUUGCACCCAGUCUAAAUAGAGAGAAACGAGAAACAGAAAAUGGAGCGAGGAGAAAAGAACGAAGGAGGCAGCUGAAAAGACAGAUUCAGAAAACACGAGAGAGUGGCAAGAGUCGCAAGAGAGUUUAUCGUAGGAACGCGAAGUGACCAUCUGGCAACACGAGCUGGCAACAAGCUGUAGAUAACGUGGAGAGCUUGAUUAGUAGAUGAAUGCUAGCCGCGUUGCUCAGGAAGCUCGAGGAGAAGAAGGAAACGGACACACAGAACCAAACCAGAAAUAACAAAAUAAAAUCACAAAAGAAACAAAACUGUCAGCGAUCAC